Molecule: messenger RNA, 1371 nt
Organism: Raphanus sativus (radish)
Lineage: Eukaryota; Viridiplantae; Streptophyta; Magnoliopsida; Brassicales; Brassicaceae
Product: serine carboxypeptidase-like 15
Exons: 13
Coding region: 1-1314 (437 amino acids)
Biological process (GO): secondary metabolic process; proteolysis
Molecular function (GO): acyltransferase activity, transferring groups other than amino-acyl groups; serine-type carboxypeptidase activity
Source: RefSeq, a predicted model, not a curated record
AUGGGUUCCUGGAUAUUCAAGUUGUCGCUGCUGCUGCAACUACUGCUUGUUGUUAUUCACCAUGCUGAUUCAGGUUCUGUCAUCAGAUAUCUUCCUGGUUUUGAAGGCCCUCUUCCUUUUGAGCUUGAAACCGGGUACAUUGGUCUAGGUGAGGCAGAUGAAGAUCAAAUGUUCUAUUACUUUAUAAAAUCAGAGAGGAGCCCAGAAGAAGACCCUCUUCUUGUCUGGUUAAGUGGAGGACCUGGCUGCUCUUCUUUCUCUGGCCUUGUUUAUGAGAAUGGACCGCUUGCUUUUAAGGUGGAGACAUACAACGGAAGUAUCCCAUCCUUGGUCUCUACUACAUACUCAUGGACUAAGGUGGCGAAUAUAAUAUAUCUGGACCAGCCUGUUGGGACUGGAUUCUCCUACUCAAGAAAUCAACAUGCUGAAACACCAAGUGACACUGAAGCAGCUAAGCGGGUUAAUGAGUUUAUUCGUAAGUGGCUAGCCAAGCAUCCUGAAUAUUUCUCCAAUCCUUUAUAUGUCGCCGGAAACUCUUAUGCCGGUAUAGUGAUUCCAGCCAUCGUUCACGAAAUCUCAAAUGGAAAUGACCUAAGCUGCGAACCUCAAAUAAAUCUCAAGGGCUACGUGCUUGGAAACCCCUUAACAGACGGUGAACUUGAUGGGAACGCUCGCAUUCCAUUUGCUCAUGGAAUGGGACUCAUCUCUGAUGAGCUAUAUGAUUCCAUGAAGAGAAGCUGUGGAGGAAACUAUUUUAACGUGUUUCCUCUUAACAAAGAAUGCUUGAAACUCGUUCAGGAGUUCAAGCAGUGUGUUUUUAGAGUAAAUGAAGAACUUAUUCUAGAAUCAAACUGUGACCCAAAAUUAUGUUGCGUGUUUCAGACGUAUCGAUAUUCGUUAUCAGAAUACUGGGCUAAUAACGAGAGCGUACGCAGAGCACUUAAAGUGGUGAAGGGGACUACAGGGACAUGGAAACGAUGUGACUAUAAUAUGCGGUGCCCUCAUGACAUUAAAAGCAGCAUACCAUACCAUCUGAAUAACAGCAUCAAAGGCUAUAGAUCUCUCAUCUUCAGCGGCGAUCACGAUAUGGGAAUCCCUUUCGUUUCAACUCGAGCAUGGAUAAAGUCUCUCAACUAUUCCGUUACUGAUAAAUGGAGGCCGUGGAUGAUACUUGAUAAAGUCGCUGGAUACACCACGACUUAUGCUAAUAAAAUGACCUUUGCUACUGUGAAGGGAGGUGGGCACACGUUAGAGUAUAGUCCAAAGGAAAAUUCAAUCAUGUUCAAAAGGUGGAUUAGUGGUCAACCUCUCUAACACACAGUAACAUUAGUCUUGGAGACUGGGACUGGUUAAUGUAUAAACUGGAAGUGU